Molecule: messenger RNA, 1793 nt
Organism: Aspergillus wentii DTO 134E9
Lineage: Eukaryota; Fungi; Ascomycota; Eurotiomycetes; Eurotiales; Aspergillaceae
Product: cytochrome P450
Exons: 5
Coding region: 101-1690 (529 amino acids)
Molecular function (GO): oxidoreductase activity, acting on paired donors, with incorporation or reduction of molecular oxygen, reduced flavin or flavoprotein as one donor, and incorporation of one atom of oxygen; iron ion binding; heme binding
Source: RefSeq, a predicted model, not a curated record
GGGGAUUAGAAAUACGACAGCGGUAUUAGGCGAGAGGGAGGACUCUCUUUUUAUUUUGAUUCUAUUUCUCACUUACUCUACGUCGUCCAGAACAUAAAGUAUGGACCGUGUUGAGGUGUCUGGUGGUGUCACCGGGGAAUUUCACAAUCGCCUCGUUGCCCCCAAAUACUGGCUUCAGAUUUUAGCGGCUGGUUAUGUUGCUCAUCUCCUCUAUUCGGCUGUCCAACGAUAUUUCGAGUACAGAAGAGACACGGCAUUCGGCCUCCAGCAUGGAUGCCAGCUGCCGCCAGAAUUACCAAAGCGAUGGCCGUUGGGCAUCGAUCGCAUAAAAGAACUAUGGGACUCCAACGCCGAAGGUCGUCUUCUUGCGUUUCUCUGCUCUGUUGCAAAGGACUAUGAGCCCCGGAAUAACCUCACACAAUAUUUAUUAUUCGGUCCUCGGGCAUUUCAUAUCCUACACCCAAAAAAUGUCGAAGCCAUUCUUUCUACGAACUUCAAAGAUUAUGGGUUUGGCGUAAGACCUGACAUUUUCGCACCAUUAUUGGGCCAGGGAAUCUUCACCCAAGAGGGGCCAGCCUGGAAGCACUCGAGAGAUCUCCUCCGAAAACAAUUCAUUCGAGUGCAGUAUCAGAACCUGGACCACUUCCGUGAGCAUGUCGAUAAUCUGAUCGCCUGUCUGCCUUCUACCGGCGUUGUUGACUUGCAACCACUCUUCUUCAAUCUCACCAUGGAUACGGCAACUGCGCUGCUCUUUGGUAGCUCGAUCUACAGCCUGAGAGCAGGGAUCGACCAGGAUAUGGAAAACCAGGCUUUUGCGGAGAGCUUCAACGUCGCUCAGGAGGGUCUUGCUAAACGUUUCCGAAUUGCACCGUGGCAUUGCUUCUAUAACCCUUCGUCCUUCCAGAAAGCCUGUUCGGAGGUACACCGGUUUGUGGAAAGAUACAUCGAUAAUUUAGACCUCCACGAUGAGUCCAGCUCAGAAGAGCGAUGCUAUGGAUUCAUUAAACAGAUUGCAGCGGAGUCGCCAACAACAAAAGAUCUCCGGAAUCAGCUCCUCAAUGUUCUGCUGGCUGGGAGAGAUACUACCGCAUGUUGUUUAUCUUGGACAUUCCGUCUUCUUGUCCGUCAUGAAAAUGUCAUGUCACGUCUCCAGCAGGAAGUCAAGUCCGUCAUAGGAGAUCAAGCACAUCCAACUCGAGAACAGAUCCGAAAAAUGCCAUAUCUCGCUCUAGUAAUUAAAGAGAGCCUGCGGCUAUAUCCUCCAGUCCCACUUAAUAAUCGUGAGGCGAUUCGCACCACGAUCCUCCCCACCGGCGGUGGCCCGGAUGGAGAAAGCCCUAUGUUAGUUCGGAAAGGUGAACUGGUGGUAUUUUCGCAAUAUGUCAACUCUAGAAAGAAGAACAUCUACGGUGCUGAUGCGGACGAUUUUCGUCCCGAGAGAUGGGAAGGGGAGGAGGGCGCAAACAUCGGCUGGGCUUUCUUUCCAUUCAAUGGUGGUCCCCGACAGUGUCUGGGAGAGGACUUUGCUCUGAUGGAGGUUUCGUAUACGGUUGUCAGGCUUUUACAGCAAUUUCCUCAUAUCCGAUUGCCCGAGAAUGAGCCUAAUGAGCCUCCGGGGAGUGAGAAGCAACAGCUGACUCUUGUCCUGUCAAGUGCAGAUGGCUGUAAGGUUGAGCUUCAAUCUAGCUGAAUUGUAUAGGUUUAUAAGCUUAGACCAACCGAAUGUCAUAGGCCAAAACUGAUAUCUCUCUUUUUCUCGCUGGUGCUAUAAGUAAAUUUAUUGGCCUUUUCUG